Cryptotermes secundus is the source of this 643-nucleotide messenger RNA. RefSeq lists its product as uncharacterized. The record is from RefSeq and is a predicted model, not a curated record. Lineage: Eukaryota; Metazoa; Arthropoda; Insecta; Blattodea; Kalotermitidae. The transcript is spliced from 4 exons. The coding region runs from base 134 to 643 and encodes 169 amino acids.
GAGCAGAGCUGCGGUGUAUGAGCGGACGUAACCAUUGCCUAGCAUCUCUGGAGUUUACCUGUGCAGUCGCAGUGUUCUUUGGAGUGUUCUGGUAUCAAAUGGAAAAUUGUAUUUCCUCCUAAGGCCUUAAAGCAUGAAAUUUAUCUACAGAACUGCUAUGAAGAAUCUAUCAGACUUGGCGAAUAUUGUGCUUCUAGUCAUCGUGUUCAGUGAGACUCUGGGCUUCGAGUAUGGCGUGCGAGGUGAUAUCUUGAAAGUUUAUCGCAGUUCAAAGGAAGGACUUAUCUCUUCAGAAUCCAGGAUUUUUGAAGAUACUAUCCUGAAGAACAUAAUUUCUGCCAUAAGGGACGGUUCUGAGUGUCUCGGAAUUCCACCUCUGGAUCCCUUUGACUACGAGGAUAACAUCCACAUCGGAUAUUUCGAAAUAAAGAACACCAUACUGUUGGACUAUGUGAAUCUGGACGGAGUACACUCUACGAAACUGUCAGAUUUUCUGGUCCAUACAUUUACAUUCGGGCUUGUCGGACUUGAAGUUGUUCUCAACAUCACUUUUCCUGAAAUAAAUCUGCAACUGGAGCAUUACAACAUCAGUGGCAUUGGCAUUGAUAUCAUCCCUUUCGAAGGCGACGGAGAAAUCCAGUGA